GCGAUCGAUCUACGAUGGCGCCACCAAGCACAGCCCCCGCGGCGGCGCUCUUCCUCGCCGCCCUCCUCGUCCUCUCCGCCUCCCCGGCGGCGGCGGCGAGGCUGCGUUCCUCCUCCAAGGCGAACGGCAAGCACGGCGUCCCGGCGGCGUCGACGACGUCGGCAGCCGGGCCGCACGACAUCCCGGCCGUGUUCGCGUUCGGCGACUCCACGCUGGACCCGGGCAACAACAACCGGCUGGUGACGGUGGUGCGCGCCGACCACGCGCCCUACGGCCGCGCCUUCCCGGCCGGCGUGCCCCCCUCUGGCCGCUUCUCGGACGGCAAGCUCAUCACCGACUACAUCGUCGCCGCGCUCGGCAUCAAGGACCUGCUCCCGGCGUACCACGCCAGUGGGGUCACCCACGCCAACGCCACCACCGGGGUCAGCUUCGCGUCCGGCGGGUCCGGCCUCGACGACCUCACCGCGCACACCGUGCAGGUGUCGACGUUCUCGUCCCAGAUCGCCGACUUCCAGCAGCUCAUGUCCCGGAUCGGCGAGCCGCAGGCCGCCGACGUCGCCGCCAAGUCCCUCUUCAUCCUCUCGGCCGGCACCAACGACGUGACCAUGAACUACUUCGACUUGCCGUUCCGCGCCCUCGAGUACCCCACCAUCGACGAAUACCAUGACUACCUCAUCAGCCGCUACCAGUCCUACAUCCAGAGCCUGUACAAGCUGGGGGCGCGGAGGUUCAUUGUCGCCGGCAUGCCGCCGGUGGGGUGCCUGCCGAUGCAGAAGAGCCUGAGGGGGCUGCAGCCGCCGCUGGGGCACGGCUGCGUGGACCGGCAGAACGAGGAGACGCAGCGGUACAACGCCAAGCUGCAGAAGGCGCUGGCGGCGCUGGAGAAGGAGUCCCCCGGCGCCAGCCUCUCCUACGUCGACACCUACGCGCCGCUCAUGGACAUGGUGGCGCAGCCCAGCAAGUACGGCUUCACGCACACGGGGCAGGGGUGCUGCGGCUUCGGGCUGCUGGAGAUGGGGGUGAUGUGCACCGACCUGCUGCCGCAGUGCGACUCGCCGGCGCAGUACAUGUUCUUCGACGCGGUGCACCCCACGCAGGCCGCCUACAGGGCCGUCGCCGACCAGAUCAUCAAGACCCACGUCUCGCAGUUCACAACCAAUUAGUCACUAGUAGUACUAGAUAUAGCGCGUAGAUGAUCGUGAAAUUAAGCUCGUAGAUAGAUACUACAGGAUUAUUACAUUACUAUCUAUAGUAGAUUGAGUAUACAGUUCAGUCCAGAAUGUGCUUCAUACAUAUCGAGACAAUGAAUCCGCUGUAAUCAAUUUCUGAUAGAGUUCAGACUUCAGAUCAGCUUCAAUUUGUCACAGAUAGCAGAUCGGAUUGGUUUAGAAAGUUUUCUUCGUAACUUCUUACUUGUAUCAUACAGCCUCCUACAAAUGGAAAACGAAACUAAAUAUAUAAUCGAUUCCGAUUGUCUUAACACAUCCUCUCAUCAGCCUUCUCCAAAUGAAAAAGCAAACUUGAAACUACAUAAUUGAUUAUCUUCAGGCAUUCUAAGCAAUCAGCCACAUCAGGUAAAUGAAGGGAAGUACAGAUCACCAAAUAUCAUGAUGUUAUUAUUUCCUCUCUGAAACAGGAAGCAAAACUAAAAAAACAAAUUGCAUCAAUCAGCGACUAUGUCUUCACAUGGGCUUCUGGUUUGCUGGAAAAAAGAGGACAACUAUAGUCAUAUAUAAUAUACGAAAGUAACAGUUUAAUACUCCAGUUUACUCCUACAAAGUACAAACCAAUUUCACAGUUUAAAGUACUCCCUCUGUAAACUAAUAUAAGAGCAUUUAGAACACUACUUUAGUAAUCUAACCACUCUUAUAUUAGUUUACAGAGGGAGUAUAUAUUUUUGUGUUCAUAUAAACCCAUAAUAAUGGAAAGGAAAGCAAAAUGAUCAGAUUUAAAGUGUUGGAAUUUUAGCUAAGCAACUGAAGAGUACAGAUAAGCAUAGUACUGAAACGCUCAUCAUCAAUUCGUCACACGUCUCAGACAAAUAAGUUCCUCACAAGAGAGUUAAACAUGUGGAUGCAUCCACCUUUUGCCCUAGUUAUGAGUCUGAUGACUAACUCUCAGAUUCUCCCCAAAACGAGAUAGUUACUCCUACAAA
Messenger RNA from Hordeum vulgare subsp. vulgare (domesticated barley), 2155 nucleotides. RefSeq names its product GDSL esterase/lipase At2g40250-like. Bases 15 to 1163 code for a protein of 382 amino acids. The record is from RefSeq and is a predicted model, not a curated record. Lineage: Eukaryota; Viridiplantae; Streptophyta; Magnoliopsida; Poales; Poaceae. Gene Ontology annotation, molecular function: hydrolase activity, acting on ester bonds. The transcript is spliced from 2 exons.